This is a messenger RNA of Oryctolagus cuniculus (rabbit), 3972 nucleotides long. RefSeq names its product sphingosine-1-phosphate receptor 1 (gene S1PR1). Gene Ontology annotation, biological process: G protein-coupled receptor signaling pathway. Gene Ontology annotation, molecular function: sphingosine-1-phosphate receptor activity. Gene Ontology annotation, cellular component: membrane. The record is from RefSeq and is a predicted model, not a curated record. Lineage: Eukaryota; Metazoa; Chordata; Mammalia; Lagomorpha; Leporidae.
GUACUGCUGGUGCCUGGAGUUUGGAAAAGGGCUAGUUCCGAAUUCCUAAUAGUCGAACAGACUGGGAGUGGGAAUGGCGAGCGGACGCCGCGGUUGGUGGGAAGACAGGGAAGGCGCUUAUUUUUGGAAAGCCUUUAGACAAAGAAUAUGCGGGACACGGCGAUGACUUAAACUUGUCCUGCCCGCGCGCGGGGUGUCGAAUGAGAUGGAAAUGCGGAGCCUCUGGGCGCGAGCUAGCUCUGCCUGCUUCGCUCCCGCCGCCUUUACUGCACUUUUUCUUUGCAACCUUACCUUGAAACUUUUAACCAACUUGAAAGAGACUUUUGCAGAUUGCUGCUGGGCGUCAUUCCCUUCAGUUUCUGGGUGUUUAAAGGAGGCAGAGCGUUGGAGGGCAGCCGUAAAUGAGGCUGCGCCGGCGAGUUUAGCAAUGCCCUAGACGUCUGUGUGGGCGCCUUUUUGGAGAGCGCUUUUGCAUUGGAGAUUAGGAAUGCGGUGGCAUGAACUGUUGUUAUCUUUAGCCCUGUAACUUUCUCUCUCUCUCUCUCUCCCUCCCUCUCUCCCCUCUGUUUCUCUCUCUCGUGUGAUACUAACCCUAAAAUAUUUAUGCAAUCAACCGAUGUGCAAAACUUAUGAGAUUUGCUGCAAUCUCUUAUGAAUGGUUUGCACUGAGCGCCUUUAAAUUUACUUGCACUGACUUGCGGGAAAAAAAAGAAGAAGGUAGAAAAGGCAGUUGCUUCACGGAGGCGCUAAGCUUUCCUGUUUACCGCAAGAUGGGGCGGACCCGCCUGCCCACACCUCGCUGCGCCCUCCGACCCUAAGCACACCUGCUCCUAGAGAGUUAUUAAUAGAGUCCAAAAAAUGACUUGCGCUGUCAAAUGAUUUUCGUGCAAAUCUAAUUUCUUGCAUGGCAAUUAGGAGGUGGUGCUUGCGUCCUUGAGCUUGGCGUGGGUGGGGGGUAAAGUGGGGCAAGGGAAGAGGUGUGCGUCUCCACCCUGUGGCUGGCGGUUAAGUGUCUUCCGAGGAGAGGCCGUGAGCUGGUGGUGAGCGCACAGCUGAGCUGGUGGCGGCUUCGGAGAAUCUCCCGAAUGGAAAUCAGGGCGUCGAGGGUGGGGCGAGCAGGCGAGAGUGGAGUCCGAAUGGGGCGCCUCCCCACCCCUACUCCUUCCGCCAUGCACCCCAGGUUUCCCAUUUCCAUUUGAGCGGCUGUGACAAUAGGGAGAGAGUUUUCGUCUCUUCUGUUUGGAAUUUUCAGCUUGGGCUGCGGUUUCUGAGGCUCUCCCCAGGCAAGGCAAGGCUGCACAAAAAAGCCUGGAUUGCUCCCUGAACCUCCCCGGCAGCGGGUGACAGCUCGUGCCUCAGCCUCGCCCUCUAGCGCUCGUCCGGAGAAGAGCUCCCCGGGUUCGUGGCGCGGAGACAGAGCGGGUACCAUGGGGCCCACCAACAUCCCGCUGGUCAAGGCCCUCCGCAACUCGGUCUCCGACUAUGUCAACUACGAUAUCAUCGUGCGGCAUUACAAUUACACGGGGAAGCUGAACAUCAGCGCGGACAAGGAGAAUGGCAUUAAGCUGACUUCGGUGGUUUUCAUUCUCAUCUGCUGCUUCAUCAUCCUGGAGAACAUCUUUGUCUUGCUGACCAUUUGGAAAACCAAGAAAUUCCACCGCCCCAUGUACUACUUUAUUGGCAACCUGGCCCUCUCAGACCUGUUGGCGGGAGUGGCCUACACCGCCAACCUGCUCUUGUCGGGGGCCACCACCUACAAGCUGACGCCGGCGCAGUGGUUCCUGCGGGAAGGGAGUAUGUUUGUGGCGCUCUCUGCGUCGGUGUUCAGCCUGCUGGCCAUCGCCAUCGAGCGCUACAUCACCAUGCUGAAGAUGAAGCUGCACAAUGGCAGCAACAGCUUCCGCUCCUUCCUGCUCAUCAGCGCCUGCUGGGUCAUCUCGCUCAUCCUGGGUGGCCUGCCCAUCAUGGGCUGGAACUGCAUCAGCACGCUGUCCAGCUGCUCCACCGUGUUGCCGCUCUACCACAAGCACUAUAUCCUCUUCUGCACCACCGUCUUCACCCUGCUCCUGCUCUCCAUCGUCAUCCUGUACUGCAGGAUCUACUCCCUGGUCAGGACUCGGAGCCGCCGGCUGACCUUCCGCAAGAACAUUUCCAAGGCCAGCCGCAGCUCGGAGAAGUCGCUGGCGCUGCUCAAGACCGUCAUCAUCGUCCUGAGCGUCUUCAUCGCCUGCUGGGCCCCGCUCUUCAUCCUGCUUCUGCUGGACGUGGGCUGCAAGGUGAAGACCUGCGACAUCCUCUUCAAAGCGGAGUACUUCCUGGUGCUGGCUGUGCUCAACUCCGGCACCAACCCCAUCAUUUACACGCUGACCAACAAGGAGAUGCGCCGGGCCUUCAUCCGGAUCAUGUCCUGCUGCAAGUGUCCCAGCGGAGACUCGGCCGGCAAGUUCAAGCGCCCCAUCAUCGCGGGCGUGGAAUUCAGUCGCAGUAAAUCGGACAACUCCUCCCACCCCCAGAAGGACGAUGGGGACAACCCCGAGACCAUCAUGUCUUCUGGCAACGUCAACUCGUCCUCCUAAAACGGACAGCUGCCAACCCGUGGGAAGCACUGUUACAUGGUCGCCCACCACCCGGCGUCGGGGGUGGGGGUAGGGGGACCGUCUCUGGGCCUCGACUGUUGCCAGGGAGGAGCUGCUGCGAGCCAGAGGGAUGGAGGAGGGGGGAAACCGCAGCAUCGUGGCGGUGCCUCGUGUUUGUGGUAGCAGUAGCUCCCCUGAACAAUGCACUGGGAAGGGUGGAGAUCGGGCCGGCCUGGAGUCUGUUUCCUCCCCACUGGAGCUUUGAUUUUGCACUGAGCCAAAGGUCUAGCAUUGUCAAGCUCCCGAAGGGUUCUUUUGGCCCCUCCUCAAAGACUAACGUCCCCAUGAGAAAGCGUCCGUCUGUCUGGAGUGUUGGAAAGAUGUUUUCUUUCACUUGAGUUCCAAAUCCGAGUGAGCGUGUGCACUUCUGCUUGUUUCGGGAUGCUCCGCACAUCCCUCCCUCCCUUCCCCUUCACGCCCCUCCUCCAACUCCUUUACUUUGUAUCUUAGCCUCCUGGUAUUGGCCAGAGCUGAGGCGGUGGCCCCAGGGCCAUUUGUUGAUGAUCUGUAGCAGGUAGGCUGUGUUGAGUAGGUAGGCAGGGAGUUGGUUGGAGAUGUAAAGCAAUUUCACAUGCUGAGGCCAAAGUUUCCAUGUGAGCUGGAUCAGUUUCUUGGAAUUUGGUUGAAGUCACUUUGAUUCUUUAAAAAACAACGAAAAACAAAACCGUCUUUACAAUGAAAUGUUCCCGCAUCAUGUCCAUUGUGGCUGUAAUUCGCUCGAAGAAGUCCACUUUCAGUGAUAUCAGCCAGGAGCCUUAGUGCUAUGGGAGAAACAAGCAAGCAAAACAAGGUGAAAACUGACUGGGAGUUAACUUUUGUAAACCAAGAGAGAUUUCUUAAUGACUUUGUCUAACAAAUACAACAGCUGUCUUUGGCACUUUUGUUGAUGUUUAUUUCAGAGUGUUACAUGAUUCAUUUUAACCAACAAGAUGGUUGUGUUUUGUUGUGUUAAAAGAACUUUUCAUGAUUUUUGAAUGUAUUUGUUUCAGCAGAUGUCUUUUUAUUGGAUUUUUCUAACCUGUGUUAACACCAUUGAAUGUGUAUUUCUUAAGAAAAUACCACCCUCUUGUGCCCUUGAAAGCAUUACUUUAACUGAUAGGGAACACCAGAACUUUUUCAGUACAGUUGUUCAUUAGAUAGUAAUUGAAGAUGUGUAUAAGUGUCACAAAGAAAGAAUAAAAAUAUAUUACUGUCUCUUUAGUUUGAUUUUCAGUGCAAUUAAACCAAGAAAUGUCUUUUUUAAAAAAUAGUAUUUAAUAGGUUUCUGACUUUUGUGAAUCAUUUUGCACAUAGCUUUAUCGACUUUUAAACAUUAAUAAACUGAUUUUUUUAAAGA